AUGCGAUCAAAUGCAACCUCCGACCAGGAAUCUUCAUCCAAGUCAGUGUUCUCGAACCACCCAUGGCAAAAGGCUAUGCAAUGUGAACUUGAUGCCCUCACUACUCAAAAGACAUGGCCUUUGGUUCCUUUGCCUACUGGUCAUCGUCCCAUUGGCACAAUUGAAUGCUACAAAGCACGGUCCAAAGAAGGCAUUGUAAUCUCUCAACGAAAGUAUACCUUAGAGAUUAUAGAUAAUGUUGGUUACUUGGGUGCUCAACCUUCAAACUUUCCAAUAGAAGUAAAUCUAAAGCUCACAGAUGAUCAAGGUGAUUUGCUGCAUGAUCCAGAGCGCUAUAGGAGAUUAGUUGGGCAAUUAAUCUAUCUCACAAUCACAAGAUCAGACAUUACAUACUCAAUCAAUAUCCUAAGCCAAUUUAUAUAUGCACCUAGAAAGCCUCAUUGGGAUUCUGCUCUUCGCAUUAUUAAAUACCUUAACAGAAGUCCAGGUCUCGGCUUGUUAUUCUCAGCAAGCAAUUCUUUCAACUUGAAGGCUUAUUGUGAUGCAAAUUGGGCAAACUGUCCUAUGACUCGAAGAUCAACUACAAGUUAUUGUGUGUACUUGGGAAAUUCAUUGAUUUCAUGGAAAGCCAAGAAACAAAAAACAGUCUCUAGAUCAUCCUCGGAAACUGAGUACAGGUCCAUGGCAACAGCAACUUGUGAACUAACUUGGCUCAGAUUUUUGCUUAAUGACAUGCAGAUUUCCACAAAGUUAUUAUGUGAUAAUCAAGUUGCACUUCACAUAGCAGCAAAUCCAGUAUAUCAUGAGAGUACCAAGCACAUAGAACUCGAUUGCCAUGUUGUAAGAGAAAAGAUACAAGAAGGUCAAACUGUUACAGAAUUUGUUCCAUCUCAAUUGCAGCUGGCAGAUGUUUUUACAAAAGCUCCUGGAGGAAACAUGUUUAAAGACUUAAGAAGCAAGUUGAACAUGCUGGAUAUACAUGCUCCAACUUGA
This is a messenger RNA of Juglans regia (Persian walnut), 993 nucleotides long. RefSeq lists its product as uncharacterized. NCBI's taxonomy places the organism in Eukaryota, Viridiplantae, Streptophyta, Magnoliopsida, Fagales, Juglandaceae. The transcript has 3 exons. Bases 1 to 993 code for a protein of 330 amino acids. The record is from RefSeq and is a predicted model, not a curated record.